Molecule: messenger RNA, 732 nt
Organism: Trachymyrmex septentrionalis
Lineage: Eukaryota; Metazoa; Arthropoda; Insecta; Hymenoptera; Formicidae
Product: zinc finger protein 708-like
Exons: 4
Coding region: 1-732 (243 amino acids)
Biological process (GO): regulation of transcription by RNA polymerase II
Cellular component (GO): nucleus
Molecular function (GO): DNA-binding transcription factor activity, RNA polymerase II-specific; RNA polymerase II transcription regulatory region sequence-specific DNA binding
Source: RefSeq, a predicted model, not a curated record
AUGGAUAAUGGCACAAAAAAAUAUGUAUGCUAUCUUUGCGGUGAAAAAUUUGACACCUCGAUUGCUUGUACGCAACAUAAUAAAGAGGUACAUACUGAAAAUAAACCAUACAAAUGCGGAACAUGUGAUAGAACAUUCAAGCAUAAAUGUAGUAUGCGUCGUCAUGAAAUAAGUCAUACAGAGAUAAAACCUUAUCAUUGCGAAUUUUGUAAAAGAUCAUUUACUCGAAAAGAAAACCUAAAAAUACAUAUAGAGGUAAAGCAUAAGCUUGACAAAAAUUACAAGUGUAACGUGUGUAAGGAAAUUUUCACAACUUAUGAGAGGUUGGAAAAUCAUACAAAAAAAAGACAUAAAGGAGUAUAUGAAUGUAAUCAAUGUUUAUCUACAUUUAUUCAUUAUAUGGACUUAAAACAGCACAUGAAAGUACAUACUGGCGAAAAACGAUAUAUUUGCAAGACUUGUCUCAAGACACUACAACGCAACUCUGCGCUUGCCGAAGGUUCUAACUUCGCAGUGAGAAAGGUUCCAAAGAAAGAGAUUAUCAGCCAAAUAGAGUCAAUCAUCCACCGACUCCCAUUAGAACAAGCAGAUAAUAUCCGCAGAUGGAUAACUAAUAUCCUUUCCAAAGUCAAACCUCCUCCACCUAACAUCACUAGACAAGAGGGAUUGGCCCUCAAGACCUUAACAGGGACACAGACAUCAUCGCGCUUCCAGCCGACAAAGGCAACAUGA